Molecule: messenger RNA, 12381 nt
Organism: Oncorhynchus masou masou (cherry salmon)
Lineage: Eukaryota; Metazoa; Chordata; Actinopteri; Salmoniformes; Salmonidae
Product: teneurin-3-like
Exons: 37
Coding region: 1072-9435 (2787 amino acids)
Biological process (GO): neuron development; signal transduction; heterophilic cell-cell adhesion
Cellular component (GO): neuron projection; membrane
Molecular function (GO): protein homodimerization activity; cell adhesion molecule binding; protein heterodimerization activity
Source: RefSeq, a predicted model, not a curated record
CGAUGUAUUUAUUAACAUGUCAUAACAACUGAUGUCGGCUGCAAGCUGCUCUGUACUAAACAAAUAACCCUACGCCAAUACACCAUCAUCUCCAAAUCGAAGCCCUAAAUCCAUUAUCUGAGUGUGCAGCCUAAUCAGUACCAACGCAGACAUCUUCAUCUGCUUCGAUAUCCGCCGCGGAGUCAUUUUUCACACCGCGACGCAACUCAUGGGUGACCCUUAAAUUAUUACCCAUAUAGUGCUAGAUAUACAUACUGAUUGGACGCAGCAGGGGGAACACUGGGUCUUUACAUCGACUGACUGCGAGAAGGGGGAGACCCUCCAUCGCGCGCAGGACAACAAUAUCUAUGUAGACCCGGAGACCUCUCCGUUCUUAUGAAAUUACAAAAUAGCCACCUUGCUUGUAGCGUUGGCGGUCGGAAGAGUAUGAGAAAGUGCCUUUCAUUCGGUCGUUUCAUCACGUCAAGGAGACUGACGUUUACGGAGGCAGUGGUUCUCUCGGCGCAAAUAGGCUACUACAAUCGUAACUCGAUCUCCCCCUGUUUUGUGUCGUGGUUGGUAGGGUCCUCAGUAGUUACACAUGUGUGGUUGUCACUGCUGGACGGUGUCAUGCUCGAAUCCUCUGCUUCUUACAAUGCGCUGUCCUCUUCUGUUGAGUGAUCAGACAGUCUUCACUGUUGUUCCCGGGCAGUGAAUAUCUGUCAACAGCCCCGUCGGCGACAUUGGUAUGUUUUAUAUUUCCAUUGAGCUACGGGACUAUCCUAUCGUUUUGAAAUAGCUGGAGUGAGAGUUGUGUUUGCCAGAACCUUUGUUUUACCACCGACUAUUCCAUUCAGAAAACAGCGACGCAUUCCCUAGAAGUUGGAGCAUCGUUUGGUGAAGUUUUGACACACCGAUACUGAACAACAAUGGGAUUCUAAUCGGACAAAUCCACACCAGGUAGCCGAGCCUAAGCGGAGCGGGUUGGGCAGACCCUCCCUCCUCCACCUCCUCCCACCCAUCUUCCUCCAGCGUCCCGGUCCGUGCCGUGUUUGUGUCUAUCCGCCGGGGUCGGCGAAGCAUGCUGGCAGUAUGGACGUGAAGGAACGCAGGCCCUACUGCUCGCUGACCAAGAGCAGGCGCGACAAGGAGCGGCGCUACACGGGCUCGUCCGGCGACAGCGAGGAGUGCGGCAGCGGCGGCGGCGGUCCGGGACCGAGGGUACCCACCCAGAAGUCGUACAGCUCCAGCGAGACGCUCAAGGCCUUCGACCACCAGGACUCCUCCAGACUAUUGUACAGCAGCAGAGUGAAGGAGAUGGUGCACCGUGAACAGGACGAGUACACCCGACAAGGGCAGAACUUCAGCCUGAGACAACUGGGGAUCUGCGAGCCGUCCACGCGCCGCGGCCUGGCCUUCUGCUCCGAGAUGGGCCUCCCCCACCGCGGCUACUCUGUCGGCGCCGGCUCCGACGUGGACACCGAGAACGAGGGCGUGAUGUCACCGGAGCGCGCCAUGCGGCUGUGGGGCCGCGGGGUGAAGUCUGGCGGCCGGAACUCGUGCCUGUCCAGCCGGUCCAACUCGGCCCUGACCCUCACCGACACAGAGCACGAAAACAAGUCGGACAGCGAUAAUGGUUCUCCCAUGCCAUCCUCUCUACCCAGCCCAUCAGUUACUGACCAUUCACACUCGCAACCACCAUCACCCAAUCUCCAUGACAACCAGAGCUCGUUGCUAAGUAGCGCCAGCGCCCAUCCGGCGGUCCAUGAGUCGGACGAGGACGAGGAAGAGUACACAGCCACGCUGUACUUACCUGUAACGCAGGUCACAGCUCACAGCCACCACGGCCUCGACUGUAAUGAGCAACCGCCCAAUCACCAUCAGCAGGGCCAGUCCACGCUGCCGCCAGCCCUGCCUCCCCACAAGCAGCAGCCGUUGGUCACCGCGCUCAACCACAACUCCCUGAGCAGCCGUAACCGUAACCCCAGCCCGGCCCCACCGGCCGCCCUCCCCGCCGAGCUGCAAACCACACCCGAGUCCGUGCCGCUGCAGGACAGCUGGGUCCUGGGCAGCAAUGUGCCACUGGAGAGCAGGCACUUCCUCUUCAAGACAGGCACCGGCACGACCCCUCUGUUCAGCACGGCUACUCCAGGCUACACCAUGGCAACGGGCUCAGUCUACUCGCCGCCCACACGGCCCCUACCCAGAAACACCCUCUCCCGCUCCGCCUUCAAGUUCAAGAAGUCCUCCAAGUACUGCUCCUGGAGAUGCACUGCUCUCAGCGCCGUGGGUCUGUCCGUCCUGCUGUCUGUCCUGCUCUGCUAUUGCAUAGCCAUGCAUCUGUUUGGUCUGAACUGGCAGAUGCAGGAGACAGAGGGCUACACCUUUGAGAACGGACAGGGGAAGUCAGACACCACACCCAACACCAUCACCGCACUGUCUGCUGAUAACGGUAAACUAGGGGUGUUCCUCCAGGAGAACAACACCAUAGACACGGGGGAGGUGGACGUGGGGCGCAGGGCCGUUCAGGAAGUCCCACCAGGGAUCUUCUGGCGCUCCCAGCUCUACAUUGACCAGCCCCAGUUCCUCAAGUUCAACAUCUCAGUGCAGAGGGAUGCGUUGGUGGGGGUCUACGGCAGGAAGGGCCUGCCCCCCUCGCAUACACAGUAUGACUUUGUGGAGCUGCUGGAUGGUAGUCGCUUGAUCACCAAGGAGAAGCGCGGGCUGAUGGAGGUGGAGGGCGUGUCAAGGCGGGCGCGCUCGGUGAGCGUGCACGAAGCGGGCUUCAUCCAGUACCUGGACUCUGGCAUCUGGCACAUGGCCUUCUACAACGACGGGAAGAACUCAGAACAGGUCUCCUACAACACCAUCGUCAUAGAGUCCGUUAUGGAGUGUCCCCACAAUUGCCAUGGCAACGGUGACUGUCUGUCUGGAACGUGUCAUUGCUUCCCAGGGUUCCUUGGGCCUGAUUGCUCAAGAGCUUCGUGCCCCGUGCUGUGCAGUGGUAACGGCCAGUACUCCAGAGGUCGCUGCCUGUGCUUCAGUGGCUGGAAGGGGACCGAGUGUGACGUGCCCAGCAACCAGUGCAUAGACAUCCACUGUGGGGGACACGGCAUCUGUAUCAUGGGCGUCUGUGCCUGCAACACCAGAUACAAGGGAGACAACUGUGAAGAAGUGGACUGCCUGGACCCUGGCUGUUCAGUCCAUGGUGUGUGUAUCCACGGGGAGUGCCACUGUAGCCCGGGCUGGGGGGGCACCAACUGUGAGAUCCUCAAGACCAUGUGCCCCGACCAGUGCUCCGGCCACGGCACCUACCAGAGCGAAAGCGGCACUUGCACCUGCGACACCAACUGGACCGGCCCCGACUGCUCCGUCGAGGUGUGUGUGGUGGACUGCGGCUCCCACGGCGUGUGUUUCGGGGGCAGCUGUCGUUGCGAGGAGGGCUGGACAGGUACGGUCUGUGACCAGAAGGCCUGCCACCCCAUGUGCACUAAGAACGGAGUCUGCAAGGAGGGCAAGUGUGAGUGCAACCAGGGCUGGACCGGAGAGCACUGCAACAUCGAGGGCUGCCCAGGCCUGUGUAACAACAACGGUCGUUGUACCCUGGACCAGAACGGAUGGCACUGCGUCUGCCAGUCCGGGUGGCGUGGGGCGGGAUGCGACGUCGCCAUGGAGACCCUCUGCACCGACGGCAAGGAUAACGAAGGAGACGGCCUGGCUGACUGUAUGGACCCAGACUGUUGCCUCCAGACAUCCUGUCAGACCCAGCCGUACUGCCGCGGCUCCCCGGACCCCUCUGACAUCAUCAGUCAGAGCCCGUCCAGCCUGAUGCCCCAGCAUGCCGCACGCUCCUUCUACCAACGCAUCCGCUUCCUGGUUGGACCAGAGGGCAGCCACGUCAUCACCGGGGACAACCCCUUCAACAAGAGCCUGGUGUCCAUCAUCAGAGGUCAAGUCCUGACGGCAGACGGAACCCCCCUCAUAGGUGUCAAUGUUACCUUCGUCCACUACCCCGACCACGGAUACACCGUCACGCGCAAGGACGGCAUGUUUGACCUGUUGACCAACGGUGGGGCCAGUCUGACCCUGAGUUUCGAGCGGGCUCCGUUCCUGAUACAGUACCGCACCGUGUGGAUCCCCUGGAAUGUCUUCUAUGUCAUGGACACCCUGGUCAUGAAGAAGGAGGAGAAUGACAUCCCCAGCUGUGACCUGAGUGGUUUCAUCAGGCCCAGUCCUGUCAUCGUGGCCUCUCCCCUCUCGACCUGCUUCAGGUCCUCACCAGAGGAUGGGCCCAUCAUACCUGAGACACAGGUCCUCCAGGAGGAGACGUCCAUCCCGGGCAGCGACCUCAACCUGCUGUACCUGUCCUCGCGGGCGGCCGGCUACAAGCCUGUCCUCAAGGUCACCAUGACACAGGCCAGUGUGCCCUUCAACCUCAUGAAGGUGCACCUGAUGGUGGCGGUGGUGGGGCGUCUGUUCCAGAAGUGGUUCCCUGCCCAGCCCAACCUCUCCUACACCUUCAUCUGGGACAAGACAGACGCUUACAACCAGAAGGUCUACGGCUUGUCAGAGGCAGUCGUGUCCGUGGGUUUUGAGUACGAGUCGUGUCUGGACCUGAUCCUGUGGGAGAAGAGGACAGCCACACUGCAGGGCUAUGAGCUGGACGCGUCCAACAUGGGAGGCUGGACGCUGGACAAACACCAUAUACUGGAUAUCCAGAACGGCAUCCUGUACAAGGGCAACGGGGAGAACGUGUUCAUCUCCCAGCAGCCCCCAGUGAUCAGCAGCAUUAUGGGUAACGGCCGGCGCCGCAGCAUCUCGUGCCCCAGCUGUAACGGCCAGGCGGAGGGCAACAAGCUGCUGGCCCCCGUGGCGCUGGCCUGUGGCGCCGACGGGAGCCUCUUCGUCGGGGACUUCAACUACAUCAGACGCAUCUUCCCCUCUGGGAACGUCACUAGUGUCAUGGAGCUCAGCAACAACCCGGCCCACCGGUACUACCUGGCGACGGACCCGGUUACGGGGCAGCUGUACGUGUCAGACACCAACUCCCGCCGUAUCUACCGUCCCAAGGUCCUGACGGGCACCAAGGAGCUGAUCCAGAACGGAGAGGUGGUGGCGGGUACCGGGGAACAGUGUCCCCCCUUCGACGAGGCACGCUGCGGGGACGGGGGCAAGGCCACAGAGGCCCUCCUCAUGGGGCCCAAAGGUAUUACGGUAGAUAAGAACGGGUACAUCUACUUCGUAGACGGAACCAUGAUCAGGAAGGUGGAUCGUAAUGGGAUCAUCUCCACCCUGUUGGGCUCCAACGACCUCACCUCAGCACGACCCCUGACCUGUGACACCAGCAUGCACAUCAGACAGGUUCGUCUGGAGUGGCCCACAGCUCUGGCCAUCAACCCCAUGGAUAAUUCCAUCUAUGUCCUGGACAACAACGUGGUGCUGCAGAUCACUGAGAACAGACAGGUGCGCAUCGUGGCGGGACGCCCCAUGCACUGCCAGGUGCCGGGUAUAGAAUACACGCUGGGUAAGCGGGCGGUGCAGACCAUGCUGGAGGGAGCUGCCGCCAUCGCCCUCUCCUACAGUGGCGUCCUCUACAUCGCCGAGACUGAUGAGAAGAAGAUACACCGCAUCCGCCAGGUGUCCACGGACGGCGAGAUCACACCCUUGGCCGGAGCUCUGUCCGACUGCGACUGCAAGAACGACGCCAACUGCGACUGCUACCAGACGGGCGACGGCUACGCCAAAGACGCCCGCCUCAACUCGCCCUCCUCGCUGGUCGUCUCGCCCGACGGUACGCUCUACGUGGCCGACCUGGGCAACAUCCGCAUCCGCGCCGUCCGCCGCAACCAACCGCCGUCUGGCUCCGCCGUGUCAGGCCCGGGCUCCUUCGAGGUGGCCUCGCCGUCGUCCCAGGAGCUCUACGUGUUUGAUUCCAACGGAACCCACCAGUUCACCAUGUCUCUCGUCACCGGGGACUACAAGUACAACUUCAGCUAUAGCAACGAGGAGGACGUUACAGCGGUGACGGAUAGUAGUGGCAACACAUUGAGGAUCCGCCGCGACCCCAACCGGAUGCCGGUGCGGAUCGUUGCCCCGGAUAACCAGGUGAUCUGGCUGACAAUCGGGACCAAUGGCGGGUUGAAGACACUGACGGCCCAGGGACAGGAGCUGGUGCUGUUCACCUACCACGGCAACAGUGGGCUGCUCGCCACCAAGACCAUACAGAUAGGAUGGACCACCUUCUAUGAUUAUGACAGUGAAGGUCGUCUAACCAACGUGACGUUCCCUACGGGGGUUGUGACCAACCUGCAUGGGGACAUGACCGGGGCCAUCACGGUGGACAUUGAGACGUCCGGCCGCGACGAGGAUGUCAGCAUCACCACUAACCUCUCCUCCAUCGACUCCUUCUACACUCUGGUCCAGGACCAACUAAGGAACAGCUACCAGGUGGGCUACGACCACUCUCUGAGGGUGAUCUAUGCCAACGGGAUGGACACACACUACCAGACGGAGCCCCACAUCCUGGCGGGCGCUGCCAACCCCACGGUGGCACGGAGGAACAUGACGCUGCCCGGGGAGAACGGGCAGAACCUGGUGGAGUGGCGCUUCCGCAAAGAGCAGACCCGGGGGAAAGUCAUCGUGUUCGGGAGGAAGCUCAGGGUGAAUGGCAGAAACCUUCUCUCGGUGGAUUACGACCGAACUCUCCGGACAGAAAAGAUCUACGACGACCACAGGAAGUUCCUGCUGAAGAUCGUGUAUGACACCCAGGGCCACCCUACUCUGUGGGUCCCCAGCAGUAAGCUGCUGUCAGUCAACCUUACCUACUCCAGCACGGGGCAGGUGACCAGCCUACAGAGGGGUCCCACAACAGAGAGGGUGGAGUACGAUGGUCAAGGGAGGAUUGUGUCCAGAGUGUUCGCCGAUGGAAAGACCUGGAGUUUUACAUACCUGGAUAAGUCCAUGGUGCUCCUGCUCCACAGCCAGCGUCAGUACAUCUUUGACUACGACCUGUUGGACCGCCUGUCUGCUGUCACCAUGCCUUCGGUGGCCCGUCACACCAUGCAGACCAUCCGCUCCCUGGGCUACUAUCGCAACAUUUACAACCCCCCGGAGAGCAACGCCUCGGUCACCGUCGACUACAGCGAAGACGGACAGCUCCUCAGAGUGGCCCACCUAGGGACAGGUCGUAGAAUUCUCUACAAAUACCGACGACAGAACAAAAUGGCGGAGAUCUUGUAUGAUUCUACGAGGGUUAGCUUCACCUACGACGAGACAGCCGGUGUGCUGAAGACGGUGAACCUCCAGAGUGAAGGGUUCAUCUGUUCCAUCCGGUACCGGCAGAUUGGACCGUUGGUGGACCGGCAGAUCUUCCGGUUCAGUGAGGACGGCAUGGUGAACGCACGGUUUGAUUAUACCUACGACAACAGCUUCCGGGUCACCAGCAUGCAGGCUGUCAUCAACGAGACGCCGCUGCCCAUUGACCUCUACCAGUUUGACGACAUCUCCGGGAAGGUGGAACAAUUCGGAAAGUUCGGUGUGAUCUACUACGACAUCAACCAGAUCAUCUCCACGGCCGUCAUGACCUACACCAAGCACUUUGACGUCCACGGACGGAUCAAGGAGAUCCAGUAUGAGAUCUUCAGAUCCCUCAUGUACUGGAUCACCAUCCAGUAUGACAACAUGGGCCGGGUAACCAAACGCGAGAUCAAGAUCGGACCGUUCGCCAACACGACCAAGUAUGGUUACGAGUACGACGUGGACGGUCAGCUCCAGACGGUCUACCUCAACGAGAAGAUGAUGUGGCGCUACAACUACGACCUGAACGGCAACCUCCACCUGCUCAACCCGGGUAACAGCGCCCGGCUCACCCCGCUACGCUACGACCUCCGAGACCGCAUCACGCGACUCGGGGACGUCCAGUACCGGUUGGACGAUGACGGGUUCCUGAGACAGAGAGGAGCUGAGAUCUUUGAGUACAACUCCAAGGGCCUUCUGGAACGCGUCUACAGCAAAGGCAACAGUUGGACCAUCCAGUACCGCUAUGACGGGUUGGGCCGCCGUGUGGCCUCCAGAACCAGUCUAGGCCAGCACCUGCAGUUCUUCUAUGCAGACCUGAACUACCCGACCAGGAUCACUCACGUCUACAACCACAGCAGCUCAGAGAUCACAUCUCUCUACUACGACCUGCAGGGACACCUCUUCGCCAUGGAGAUCAGUAGCGGAGAGGAGUUCUAUAUCGCCUGUGACAACACCGGAACCCCUCUAGCAGUGUUCAGUAGUAAUGGGCUUCUUCUGAAGCAGGUGCAGUACACAGCCUACGGCGAGGUCUACUUUGACUCCAACCCUGACUUUGUCCUGGUGAUCGGCUUCCACGGGGGUCUCUACGAUCCCUUGACGCGCCUGCUGCAUUUCGGGGACCGGGACUAUGACAUCCCGGCGGGGCGCUGGACCACCCCAGACAUCGGGACGUGGACGAGAGUCGGGAAAGACCCGGCGCCGUUCAACCUGUACAUGUUCCGGAACAACAACCCUGUCAGCAAAGUUCACGAGGUCAAGGAGUACGUCACAGAUGUCAAUAUCUGGCUGGUGACGUUUGGUUUCCACCUUCACAAUGCCAUCCCCGGGUUCCCCAUCCCCAAGUUUGACCUCACACAGCCGUCCCUGGAGAUGAAGAAGAGCCAGCUCUGGGACGACCUGCCGUCCAUCUCGGGGGUGCAACAGGAAGUGACCCGGCAAGCCAAGGCUUUCCUGUCCUUUGAGAGGAUGCCGGAGAUCCAACUGAGCCGCCGACACUCCAACCGGGAGAAACCCUGGCUGUGGUUCGCCACCGCCAAGUCGCUGAUCGGUAAGGGUGUCAUGUUGGCGGUGACGCAGGGCCGUGUGGUCACCAACACUCUGAACAUCGCCAACGAGGACUGCAUUAAGGUCGCCGCCGUCCUCAACAAUGCGUUCUACCUGGAGGACCUGCACUUCACGGUGGAGGGACGCGACACGCACUACUUCAUCAAGACCAGCCUCCCGGAGAGCGACCUGGGAGCGCUGAGGCUGACAAGCGGGAGGAAGUCGCUGGAGAACGGAGUCAACGUGACUGUGUCCCAGUCCACCACCGUGGUGAACGGCAGGACUCGGCGCUUCGCCGAUGUGGAGCUGCAGUAUGGCGCACUGGCGCUCCACGUGCGUUACGGCAUGACUCUGGACGAGGAGAAGGCGCGUGUUCUGGAGCAGGCCAGGCAGAAGGCGUUGGCGAGUGCCUGGUCCAGAGAGCAACAACGGGUGAGGGAGGGGGAGGAGGGAGUGAGGCUGUGGACGGAGGGGGAGAAGAGGCAGCUGCUGAGCGGAGGGAAGGUGCUGGGCUACGAUGGGUACUACGUCCUCUCCAUAGAGCAGUACCCCGAGCUAGCAGACUCCGCUAACAACAUCCAGUUCCUCAGGCAGAGCGAAAUAGGGAAGAGGUAACAGACAGAAUCCUCGGCACUGGCCGCCAAAGAGACUACCCCCUCCAAAUCCUGCCCCGCAACCUCCCUCGCCUCCCCCUUUUCUCUAAAAAGGGGGAGGGUCCAGGCUAGUGCUGUGUUUAACGCCGCCUAGCUGAAACAAACACAGUAAAAUGUAGAAAUAUCUCAAACUGAACUAAACCUAAUACUACCACUGUGGGACGGCUCCAACUGACGCAGAUGUUUGUCCCGUGCUAUACAGCGUUGAAUGGACUGUGGACUCUCUUGAAAAGAGAGGGAAAAAAGUCAGAACUCUCAGUUUUGUGAAAGGAAAAAAAGUUUUUGUUUUUUAAAUCGACUUCCUGCUAUUUGCUUUCGGAAAAAAAUAUUUUAAAAAGGAAGAAAAAAUGUGUUUACAUACGCAUACCACUACAACACGUCUGGACUAAUAGAAAAAAAGCCUUCUGGUUUCUUACAAAGGACAACGUCUAUAAUCUGAUUCUACAUCCUGACGACUGACCUUUGAUUGACCUUUGUGUACUGAAAAAGGUAGUGUUGUUGUUCGCUGCAGGACCAUGGUGGCAUCAAAAGACAGUCAAAACAGUCACUUGUUGAAACCACUUGCUUGUUCUCCUGCUUUUCUUUCUAAAAGGGACAAAACAGCUCCCACCAAGUGACAUCUUUACCAGUACUAGAUCAAAGUGGGACGUUUUGGGAAUCGGGAGUGUGUGUGUGUGUGUGUGUGUGUGUGUGUGUGUGUGUGUGUGUGUGUGUGUGUGUGUGUGUGUGUGUGUGUGUGUGUGUGUGUGUGUGUGUGUGUGUGUGUGUGUGUGUGUGUGUGUGUGUGUGUGUGUGUGUGUGUGUGUACAAUGGAGACAAUUUGUGUGUGUGUGUAUGUAUGGAGGAAGUUAAUCAAUUAAAUGAAAUGAAAGAAUCAUAUCCAACCAAUCUUUUGAAAAACAAUGUGAGACAGUAUCUUUAUGGAUUUUUUUAUUAAGAUGAAAAAUUCCAAACUUAUCCGUACAUCAAUAUUAGCCUCUUAGAGAAAGUAAUUUAUGUACAGUGUUUAUACAUUUAAAAAAAUAAAAUCGUAAAAAAUAUGUUUUUUUUCCCCUUCGUCAUACGUUACUGUUUAUACUCUUCAUUAAGUUUUCAAUAUUUUAUCCUAUUAUAAUUCAUGGUAAUGCUUAUUGAAAUAACAUUUAAAAAAUCCACCCUACUGUAUUAUUGAUUUCUGCAUUGAGAAUAUUCCAAGUAGGGUUUUUAAUUUUCUUGCCUUCAUUGAUCAGAUUCCCAGAUAUCUUGAGAUUAAACCACAUUUUGUUUUGGCACUUAUAUUUUUUAUUAGAAAAGUGUCAGUUGAAUGGUCGAUGUCAGUCAGACAACCAUAUGUCUUAGGAAAUACUAGACUACUACUAUCAAGAGCAGGAGAAUAGUUUGGCUAUGCGGUACGGUAGUAUAUCCUGCCUUGAGGACAUAGCCUUUGAACCUUAAGUCCUUUUGAGUAGGACACAAGGAAGGGCCACUUGUCCUUCUUCAGCUAGAGGGUUUGAAAACAAAACCCCUUGGUUGUCUUACCUAGAUAUUAUUUCUGCUUUUCCUAUCACAAAACCAUGCUGUUUCUUAGAUCUCAGCUCAAACGAGAAGGCUUCUCGUAAUCACUAUUAAGGAUGGAAAAUUCCAGAAACUUGGAAGAUCCAAUUGGGAUUUAUGAACAUUUUGGGAUCGUUUCCAGAAUUCUCCAGUCCUAACCACUAUAGUUCUUUGCUCUUUCUCUACCUACUUUAGGAAGAGCUUAACUCAUCAAUAAAAUGUAUUUAUAAAGCCCUUCUUACAUCAGCUGAUGUCACAAAGUGCUGCACAGAAACCCAGUCUAAAACCCCAAACAGCAAGCAGUGCAGGUGGCUAGGAAAAACUCAUGUUCCUUGUACCAGCACAGAGAGCACAGAUAUGACUGCAGCAGUGAGAACUGAACAGAACCAAAUACGAGCCUCUUGACUUGAACAGAAACAACACCACCAUAAUCCAAGGGACCAUUUAACAACAUGCUCGUAAAUGUAUUCCUCCAACUUCACUUCUUUUAUCCUAAACAUGGCUAAAAUCAAGUGCAAACACAAUCACAUCAAAUGGUUCAUUAGAUAGAGCAAAGGGCAGAGUUUAGCUCAAGUUCCGGAGGGGAAAAGAGCGAGAGAAUAAACCUGGGAAAAGCCUACAAACGGCUCUAUGUGCACUCUGGGUAAUCUUUCCGACAUAACCUAAAUGGCUAGUGAGUGUAAUGUAAAGGAGUUGCCAGGGUGAUGAACAUGUCAUCAGCACUAUGAACUAACUCUCCCUACUCAUCUCUCUGCCUGAGGGGGAUAACACACAUAUUCACCCACAGAAAGAGAAAGAAACCUUUUUUAACACCAAACUAUGACCAUUUCAAAGAUUUUAGUUGUUGUGAUGAUCUGAACCACACUUGAGGAAACUUUUCCAGUCACACGAACACUACAUCCCCAGGAGCCAUGCCCAAACGCAUUUUUCACCAUGAAUGUUGUUCUGGAGGCAGCUCUGCAGAGUGGUCACUAGCUGGCUCAGCCAUAAAGUCAUAACAUUAACACUAACCUUAACCACACUACUAACCCUAAUGCCUAAUCCUAUCCUUGAAGUAAGACCAAAAAUCUAAUUUUAGUUUUCAUGGAUUUUUCCAACAUAGCCAACUUUGACUUUCCAGCUGGUCUAAGGGAAAAUCGCUCAGUUCUGCCUCUAGGAUAAGACUCAUGAAAAUAAGCGUCAACCUGCUACCCAAACAGAAGAUUACAACACCCUUCCUCAGAUGUUUCUCAUGUUUCCAUGUUGCUUUUUCAGUCAAUGUGACCGCCUCAUACAGUAGUUCAAAUCUUGUUUCUUUUGUAAACAGUUUGUAAAAAAGACUUAGCGAAUGAGAAAGUAUUGUUUUUUUGCUUUAUGAUUUUGUACACACACAUAU